Messenger RNA from Symbiodinium sp. CCMP2592, 1323 nucleotides. The record is from the annotation of a GenBank genome assembly. Lineage: Eukaryota; Dinophyceae; Suessiales; Symbiodiniaceae.
AUGUACCGCAUUGGCGCCGCAUUGGCACUAGAUGCCCGCACUCGUGGCGACAGCGGGGGCUUCCCUGCCUGGAAGGCACAGGCGGUUCGGUGGAGCGAAGCCAUUGGAGUUGAUGUUGCUAAGCACCGUGUUUGGACAAGUCGGCGAGACUUUGUGGGACGGGGUGUUCCACAGAAUGAGCGGGUGCAAACCAUGCUUGAUCUGGUGUGUCUCCAGAAGUGGUCUGAGCAUCCAAACCGUGGGUACCUUCGUGAUGUUGUUUGGCCUGACCUCAUGUGCAAUGUGUUCCUGGACUGGAGCCAAAAUCCAGCUCGCAGGGCUUAUUCAGGAAAGAAUGGAGAGAUGCGCUGUUUGACUACAUCCUCCCAACUCUACUCCUUUGAAGCCGACCGGGCACUCUUUCCGAUUGAGUACAUGAGGCUCCAGGGAUGGGGCUUUGACAUUGCUAUCCCUGAGCAGUGUGCAGGGAAGAUGCGAGAGCUGUCAGGGCAAGGCAUGUCGCUGCCGUGCCUCGGAGUUGUGAUUUGGGCAGUGUAUCUGCUGAAGGGCCUCCCGUCUUGUGCCGUUCAUGCUGAUGAUGAUGGUGAUUGGGAGGUCGAGUGGGCAUCCUUCAACUCCAAGAGCCAACCGACGGGUUUGUGGUGUGGAGUGCAUUUGAAGGUGGUGAUACAGCUCUACCCCGACCAACCGCCGGAGGUUGUUGCCGUCCUUUAUCAUGAAGACUCGGAGGCUGGACGUACUUGCAAACGAGUGAUUGAUGAGGCAGCCCAAAACCUGAAGGACGGGGUUGAGUUCAGCCUGCCUGCAACUGUGAGCUCCAUGGCGAGCCAGGGAGUCCGCUUGGUGUUUGAAAUGGCCUUCUGCUCAGAAGGGGAUGUUGUCCGCCUUGCGGGGCACUCCAGCAAAUUCCUCAAGCUGCAAGAAGUCCUGCUGCAGCCCGAGCAGCGUGGGCACCCAGUGCUUGCAGGCUUUUUGUUGAGCCUCCGGGGGUUGCCGCUGGACGAGGUGUUGAGCCUCAGGCGUGUCCAGGUCUAUCGCGACACGGCUCUGGUUUUGCGCGAGGAUAACUUGCAUCCUGAAGGUAUGGUACACGAGUCCCAGCCGUCAGUGCUGUUGACGUUCCUUUCCCGCAAGCAGACCGAGAGCUACCCCAAAGAGUUUGUGGGCCACUCGACCCGCACGGUGCCUCCUACCCUCCAGCAGCUGAUCCAGCGGGGUGCUGACUUCAAGCAGCAGGCCUUUUUACAUGACAGUCUAGCAGUCUCGCAGCUUAGGCUUAGCAUUCUCGAAUCAGCUCCUUGCUUGGUUCUCUUAAGGUCCUGA